AUGUCGGGAAGAAAGGUAUUGGUACUUGAUAAUGGCGCGUACUCAAUUAAGGCAGGUUACGCUGACUGGACUCAAGCAAGAACUAUACCUAAUUGCACAGUAACGCGUGGAAAAGGCGACAAAAAGUCAUAUAUAGGGGAUCAAUUAAGCACGUGUACAGAUUUUACUGGAUUAUAUUAUAAAUUACCAUUUGAAAAGGGAUUUCUUAUAAAUUGGCAAAAUGAAAAAGAAGUUUGGGAUAGAAUAUUUUCUAAAGAUGUUCUUAAUUGCGAUCCGAAAAAUACUACUCUAUUAAUUACAGAACCAUGUUUUAAUUUACCAAACAUUCAACAAAAUUACGAUGAAGUUAUAUUUGAAGCAUACGAAUUCGAAGCUUAUUAUAGAACAAUUGCUCCAUGGUUAUGUAUUCAAAAUGAUACAACUUCACUUUAUAAAGAUCGAUUUUAUAAACCUAAUGAAGUGCCAGAUUGUGCAUUGGUUGUUGAUUCUGGUUAUUCUUUUACUCAUGUUGUACCUUUUGUUAUGGGAAGACCGAUAUUACCGGCCAUCAGAAGAAUUAACAUUGGAGGAAAAUUGUUAACAAAUCAUCUGAAGGAGAUUGUAUCAUUUAGGUAUUGGGAUAUGAUGGAACAAACUUAUAUUAUGAAUGAAGUGAAAGAAACGUGUUGUUUCGUUUCUCAAGAUUUUUUAUCAGAUCUAGAAAUUUGUCGAAAAAAUCCACGAGAUAAUCCAAUUCUUCAAGAAUACAUUCUCCCAGACUUUUCAAGAAACUCAAAAGGAUACAUAAGAGAAAAGAAACGUGGAGGAGUAUAUGAUCAAUCCGAUGAACAAGUAUUGUACAUGAACAACGAAAGAUUAUCUGUGCCAGAAAUAUUAUUUAAUCCUAUGGAUGUUGGAAUGAACCAAGCAGGGAUUCCUGAAGUAAUAGUGGAAUCUAUCAAUGCAACUCAUCCUGAAAUGUUUCCUUCUUUAUCUGUAAAUGAUGUAGAUUUGCAUGGAUUACUUUAUGGAAACAUCAUCCUGGUCGGUGGAAAUUCUUUAUUUUCUGGAUAUAAAAAUAGAAUUGAAAAGGAUUUACGUUAUCUUGCACCAACGGAAUUUGAAAUUAGGGUUGGAAUGUCAGAAAAUCCUGUCACAUAUGCAUGGCAAGGUGGUGUUAAAUUUGCAAAUUCAGCUGAUUUUAACGAGAAGUUAGUUUCUCGUGCUGAGUUUAAUGAAUAUGGCCAUAACAUUUGUCUCCAAAGAUUCGGUUUAGGCGAUGAUGACGAAAUAGAAAUGUCCGAGUAA
This is a messenger RNA of Funneliformis mosseae, 1287 nucleotides long. The record is from the annotation of a GenBank genome assembly. NCBI's taxonomy places the organism in Eukaryota, Fungi, Glomeromycota, Glomeromycetes, Glomerales, Glomeraceae.